This is a messenger RNA of Lactuca saligna, 534 nucleotides long. The record is from the annotation of a GenBank genome assembly. NCBI's taxonomy places the organism in Eukaryota, Viridiplantae, Streptophyta, Magnoliopsida, Asterales, Asteraceae.
AUGCUACUAUUUCCGAAUUGUACCUUAAAGAAAAUUCAGCAUGAUGUUGUGGAAUUGCCCAGUCAAUAUUGGUUAGAUCUUGUUGUGUCUUUUGAUCAUCAAAAUACUCAGGAUUCGCAACUUGAUCUUCCAAUCACUCCAAAAGCCUCUAGGUUCCGUGCUUUUCUGAAGGUCACUGGGCCAAUCGAGACUGAAAGCUUCACGAAUGCAAAGUUUAAGGUUGCGAGAGGAUCAACUUGUCAGUCCUACAAAUUCACUCUUGUAGACUUGCCUUGCUUGAAUAAUGAUAGGAUCAUUCUUCACAACAUAUUGCUGCGAGAAAAAGAUAAGGAUGAGCCUGUGAUGUCCCAUCUUCAACUUAUGAUCAAUUCGUAUAUUCAAGAAGUUGGUUCGAUGGAUGUGGAUAUUGCCACAGUUUUGAAGAAGAAGCCAAGAGUUGUUCCCAAGGAAGCUCCGAAAGACUUAGAGAAGUUCAAGUUAGAGAAGAUAUACAAGGAAGGAUGGUGUGACAACCCAAAAGAUCCUAUCAUGUAA